Molecule: messenger RNA, 1491 nt
Organism: Paramecium octaurelia
Lineage: Eukaryota; Ciliophora; Oligohymenophorea; Peniculida; Parameciidae
Source: the annotation of a GenBank genome assembly
AUGAUUACUUUCAUCCUAAUUUGCUUAUGGAAAACGAGUUUGAGUUAAACUUAAGAUUAACAAUACAUAGAUGUGAAGGGAUUUUAAUUUUUUACCAUCAAUGGCAUUUUAUAUAAAUAACUUUCCGAUAAAUAAAAAGUUACCAUUACUCUUACAUAUAAAGUAGGGGAAUUUCCAAUUCUACUAAUUUGUGAUGAUAAGCCCCAAGAUGAUAAGAUUAACGAUUACAAUUCUAUAUCGAAGUUUAAAUAUUUUUAUUUUUAGAGAAAACUGUAAAAUUGACAUAAAUGCUUAUGAUUAGAAAGUCGAAAUGCAAACACUCUCUUUAACAAAGAAGGAAAAAUCAUAGUCUUUUUAAGCAAAUUUCAAUGUUUAUUAUAUAGAUAAUCCAAAUAUAUUUAUUGGUGCUUACUCAAAACUUUAAUCCACCUUUAAUAUCUCUUCAAAAAUUUAAUCAUUAUAUAAUUGCGCAAAGUAUUAUAAAAUCUUAACUUAGAGAAUGCAAAAAUAGAGGGAGGUGUAUUUAUGGAAUAUGCGAAUGCUAAGAAGGCACCUUUGGAGAUGACUGUAGUGUGGUUGGUACCAAUAUUAAAGAUCUAAUAAAACUAUCCCCGAAUACGUUAUAUUAUUUUGACUUGUACUCAACUGGAACACCAUUUUACAGAACCUUAUCUAAUUCCAUACCAAUCAGACAGCAAUGUUAUGUAGAAACUCCUUUUUUUGAUGAGGGCUCACUCAUUAUUACAAACAUACUUGAGUUAUCCAAUGAGUAAAUUGAAGAAUGCAAAAACCUCACAUAGGCUUUAGAAGAUGAAAGUUAAAUCAAAUUAAAUAGUUACUUCAUUUUCAAGAUCUAUAGCAAAUUUGAAGUCAGCAUUAUUUCAAACGAUAGCAAUGCUGAUGGUUUAUCGAAAAUUAUGAUGAUGAUUUUUAUUCCAGUCUUUGUGUUAAUCUUUUUCUUGCUUGUUUGUUGUGGCGUGAAAUUUUACAAAAGGAAAUUGGAUGAAACAUAGGUUCCAAUCAAAGUUGAAUAAUAGAGCGAAGAGAAAAACUUUAUUAACUUAUAUAUUCCUACGUAUAAAUUUGAAUAGGUCAAGGAAUUAAUUUAAGAGGAGGUCAAUAUAAACGAUUUGUACUGUUCAAUAUGUUUAGAUGCAUUCUCUACAGAACAUGAUGUGAAAGUGACUUAUUGCAAACACAUUUACCAUUCCGAAUGCUUGACUUUGUGGAUCUAGAAGACCAAAGUAAAUUUUGAUCAAAAUUUAGAUAUGUCCUCUGUGUAGAGCGCCUUUAGACGAAAAAACACUGGCUUCAUUGAUUAAUUAAAGAUCAGAGACUAUGAUAGAUCAAAUUUUGAGUAAAAUAUAGCCUGAAUCCAAAUAAAUAAAGAUCUUCACCUUGAAUUCAUUGUCUAGUUUAAAUGGCCCCAACACUUUAUAGGCAUUUUAGAAUUUAAAUUAUUAAGGAAGUUUGGUUUUUGUGGAAUAAUGA